AUGGUGAAAUCGCUCUCAUCCGGCGAUAAAAAUAUUUCCAGCGGAGGGGGCAAGUGGGAAGGGUGUUUGCCAAUCCUUAACCCAAUCAUUGCAGCGGCUCGUGCGGAUUUCAAACAGCUCGAUGGCUUCCUGCAUCAGCGACGAUGCAAUGGGCGUAAGGGAGAAUCUGGAGACAACGGUGGAGGCCGAAAACUGGCGGGGGGCCGUGCUAGAACAUUGGAUACUCACGAAGAGGUUGCACAAUCACCCGUGAAGAUGUUCUCGCAUUAUGAUACCCAAAAUAUCCCACACAGACGCAAAAUGGAGGAUGCUCAUAUCUACCUUCCAUCCAUUACUCCUUCUCUAAGCUCACGAACAUCACUCAUUGCUAUACUAGAUGGGCAUGGUGGUAGCCUACAAGCUAUAAGUACAGUCUUGGAUAGAUUCCCUUGUAUAAUUGGUGAUGAGAUGGAAGGACAUCCCCCUCUCCCUGAAAAGGGAAGAAAGUCCAUCAAAGCAGUGAUGUCUGAUGCGUUCGCACGAAUGGACCAAGAAAUACGUCCAUGCACAUGGCGGAAUGGCCUAACUGCUACCGUGCUUAUCGUAAGAAGACAGAAAUCCAACAAGUUCAAUAAGAACAGCUGUGCAUUGAUCUGUGCUAAUGUCGGUGACAGCAGAGCCAUAUUAAUAGCCCCUAGUGGCCGAUUUACUAGACUCACAGAAGAUCAUCGACCUACUACGAAUGCUGCCGAAGCAGAUCGUGUGGUUCGCUGUGGAGGUAUGGUGCUAUUUGGCCGUGUGGGUGGGCAAUUGGCAGUGAGCAGAGCAUUGGGUGAUUGGUGCCUCAAGGAUGCUGGGGUUAUCUCUGAACCAAGUGUUAGUGUGAAGAAGGAAGUUAUACAAGGCUCGAUCAUCGUUGUCGCUAGUGAUGGUGUAUGGGACGUCCUUAAUGAUAGCGAAGUAGCUCGAUUUGUCAUCCAACACAUUGAUGAGGAUGAUGUAGCAGAGAAACUGGUAGGCCACGCCGUGUUGUCAGGGUCACGAGAUAAUUGCUCUGCUGCUGUAGCAUUGUUAUAG
Perkinsus marinus ATCC 50983 is the source of this 1056-nucleotide messenger RNA. Its product is annotated as protein phosphatase 2C, putative. Gene Ontology annotation, biological process: protein dephosphorylation. The record is from RefSeq and is a predicted model, not a curated record. The transcript is spliced from 5 exons. Gene Ontology annotation, molecular function: protein serine/threonine phosphatase activity. NCBI's taxonomy places the organism in Eukaryota, Perkinsozoa, Perkinsida, Perkinsidae. The coding region runs from base 1 to 1056 and encodes 351 amino acids.